UAAAUGCAAAACCCCACAGACUACAUGUUACAAAACCCUAGAAGUAACUAACUACCUACAGAUCUAAAAAUCAAGAAGUAGAAAUGGGUAGAAGAGCAAUUUUUCAGCUGAUAAGAUCACAAGCCACUCGCCAUCUUGCUUCCAAGAAUCUUCAUUCAGGCUUGCAUCCUCAUAGGGUUGGACCAUGUUUGCAGACUAGAGAUGCCAACACAAACAUCAACUUUGCGAGAACUUUGGCUGCCACACAGAGAAGGUGGGCUUCCCGAUCUGCUGCAGAAGAAGAUAACAGAAUCAGCAUAGGGCCUCGUAAAGGAAAAGACAUCGAGGAAAAUGAAAAAGACAAUGCAAUUGUUUAUUACGGCCCGAUCUCUAGUACUAUCAAGAAAGUUAAACUUCUUUCUCUUUCCACCUGUUGCCUGUCAGUGUCUUUGGGACCUGUCAUAACCUUCAUGACAUCUCCAGACAUGAAUGUAAUACUGAAGGGUGCGGUGGCAUCCUCGGUUAUAUUCUUAAGUGCUACUACCACAGCUGCACUUCACUGGUUCGUCAGCCCUUACAUUCAUAAGCUCAAGUGGCAACCUGGUUCAGACACCUUUGAUGUGGAAAUGCUGUCAUGGCUGGCAUCACAUAUUCCAAAAACUAUAAAGUUUGCUGACAUCAAAGUACCAGAGACAAACAGACCUUAUGUGACGUUUAAAGCCAAUGGAAACUUUUAUUUUGUGGACGCCGAGCACUGUCAUAACAAGGCUCUGUUGGCAAGACUGACUCCACAGAAGAGUACACAGGAGUCAGCUUUUAAGAAUCUUUAGAUUUUAAUGACAAGCAUAGAAGAUGCUUAAUGAUUGUACACACUUCAAACAUUCUGGUGCUUUUGUGAACCUGCUUUCAAACCCUUCUUUUCCGCUUCCUAUACAUGAUAAUCUAAAUAAUACUAGUUGAAUAUCCCAUCUGUUGGGGUUUUUAUAAUAGUAGCAUGAUGAAUAACUAUUUGAUUUAAA
Molecule: messenger RNA, 998 nt
Organism: Daucus carota subsp. sativus
Lineage: Eukaryota; Viridiplantae; Streptophyta; Magnoliopsida; Apiales; Apiaceae
Exons: 2
Coding region: 84-809 (241 amino acids)
Biological process (GO): mitochondrial proton-transporting ATP synthase complex assembly
Cellular component (GO): mitochondrial membrane
Source: RefSeq, a predicted model, not a curated record